Molecule: messenger RNA, 3130 nt
Organism: Solenopsis invicta (red fire ant)
Lineage: Eukaryota; Metazoa; Arthropoda; Insecta; Hymenoptera; Formicidae
Product: WD repeat-containing protein 26
Exons: 11
Coding region: 222-2048 (608 amino acids)
Biological process (GO): proteasome-mediated ubiquitin-dependent protein catabolic process
Cellular component (GO): GID complex
Molecular function (GO): protein binding
Source: RefSeq, a predicted model, not a curated record
AAAACCCCCGGCCCCAGUCCCAGGUCCGCGCCGCGUUAUUCGCCAACGGCUAUCCCGGGGGACAAUAAUAGUGUGAAAAACGGGGCGGUACGCGCGUAAGCCUGGCCUCGAGCAGCGAGUCGGACGACGGUGGACUCGCUCCGCCACCGCGCAAAAGGUCCCGUAGUUCUGUACCGACUACCCUACGACCAGCGGACGAGCACCACUCCCCUAGUCCGGACAUGGAUAAUUAUCGUAUGCACGACAGCAUAAUGCAGCAGCAGGCCUCAAAUGGUGGUGUGUCUUCUGGACUGCAGCAAAAUGGAGCCAAAGCAGAUUCCAGUGGGCCUCAUACCAAUGGUAAUCUGUUACCGGAAUCGGACAGUGACAUUAAUGGUGUGAACGGAGAUAUAAAUCAAAGUUUGGGACCACCAAAAAUAAUGGACAAAACUAAUCAAGACAUUGUGAGACUUAUCGGUCAACAUUUGAAGACAGUCGGUUUGGAUCGGACAGCAGAUUUACUUAUGCAAGAAUCAGGUUGUCGUCUUGAUCAUCCUGCCGCGGCGAAAUUUAGGCAGCACGUUAUGGACGGCGAUUGGAACAAGGCAGAUCAUGAUCUUAAUGAACUCAAGUCUUUUUUAAAUAGUGCAAACCAGAGUUUAGUGGAGAUGAAAUUCUUACUGUUAGAACAAAAGUAUUUAGAAUAUUUAGAAGAAGGCAUGGUGUUUGACGCGUUACACGUACUACGCAACGAACUUACACCUUUGGGCCAUAAUACCGGUCGUGUUCAUCAAUUAUCUUUAUUUAUGAUGUGCAGUGGACGAGAUGAAUUACAGACACGUGCAGGCUGGGACGGCAAAGGGCCAGCUUCCAGAGCUGCGCUUAUGGAUAGACUGCAGAGAUUCUUGCCACCUUCCAUUAUGUUACCGCCACGCAGACUUCAUUCUUUACUCUGUCAGGCUGUGGAAAUGCAAAAUCAACUCUGCACGUACCAUAUAACGCAUUCGCAGCAGGCAAGUCUAGAGAAUGUCUCUUUGCUCGUCGAUCAUAACUGUGGCAAGGAGCAGUUUCCGUGCCAUACCAUACAGGUACUUCACGAUCACUGCGAUGAAGUCUGGUACUGCAAGUUUUCACCCGAUGGUCUCAAGCUUGCCACAGGUUCUAAGGAUAUGACUGUAAUAGUAUGGGACGUGGAUCCAGAAACGCUAAAAGUGACACAUAGGAAAACCCUUGAAGGCCACACAUAUGGUGUGGCGUUAAUCGCUUGGAGCCCCGACAGCAGUCAUCUAAUCGCUUGCGGUCCCGAAGAUUGCCCGGAAUUGUGGCUUUGGAGCAUUGACACGCCCGACUGCGAAUUGCGCGUAAAACUGACGCAGAGCACGGACGAUUCACUGACGGCGUGCGCCUGGCAUCGCGAUUCGAACAAAUUUGUAGCAGGAGGCCUUCGCGGUCAAUUUUAUCAAUGUGAUAUGGACGGCAAUGUUUCGGAUUCGUGGGAAGGAGUCAGAGUGAAAUGUCUAUGGUGUCGCAGUGACGGACGGACCGUUUUAGCGGCUGAUACACACCAUAGAAUUCGUAGCUACACUUUUGACGACUUGGGCGAUGCCACUAUAUUACAAGAAGAUCAUCCCGUUAUGUCAUUUAGCGUCAACAAGACAGAUCGACUCGCACUACUUAACGUGGCAAAUCAAGGUGUGCAUCUUUGGGACUUAGAAGAUAAAUGCCUUGUAAGACGUUUUCAAGGCGUCACUCAAGGACAUUUUACUAUCCAUAGUUGUUUCGGAGGAGUCAAUCAAGAUUUUAUUGCCUCUGGCAGUGAAGACAAUAAAGUGUAUGUAUGGCAUAUCAAAAGAGAACUGCCUAUAGCGACUCUUACGGGGCACAGUAGAACAGUCAAUUGUGUUUCCUGGAAUCCUGUAUAUCAUCAAAUGAUGGCUUCAGUAUCGGAUGAUUUUACAGUAAGGAUAUGGGGCCCAAGAUCAUUUUCUUCUGAUGGAGAAAAUGAUGCGACAAUUUCACUCGAAACCAACUCUUCAAAUAGCAGCGGUUGGCACGAGAUGGUAUCGUAGCGAACUACAACGCGGCCAGUUCUCAGUGUUCCCAUGACCUCAUGGUGUUCAAAAGACUGUCACACUGACAUUUGACUGUCAUGCUGUCCCGUUGAUUGUCGUACUGACAUUUUACUGCCUUCUGUAGCAGUUACUUCUCUUAUACCUCUUGUCAAUCUUAACUAUCUACUGUGUACAGAGGUAACAGAGAGAAGGGGGAAAGGGGAAGAAUCUAUAUGUUUAGCAACAACUGCUAAAUCGCCUGCAAUUAUUAAAACCAAAAUCAAUCAUCGAGCGUAAUUAUAUCACAUUCGUGUAUACUUUCUUUUUGAUUCAUAGUCUCUUUAAGUAUAUUUUAUAUAUCCAUAUGUAGUAUCUGUUGUGUUAUCUCGAUUAAAAUCUUUGAAUGAUUUAACGUUGGAGCUAAUAAUCUAAAAAUAUGUGACACAGCAUAAUACGAUAUUAAAGUAGGUCAUACGACAGAGUAGAGAAUAAAAAGAAAAAUUCCGUCUUAGGAUCGGUGUGUGUAAAGAUACAAAUUAUGUAAACGAGGAAAUAUGGAGUGCAUCCACGUAUUGGGACAGUAUCGUAGAAAAUAUGUUUUGACAGGAAUUUUGUCAAAUUUGACUAUAAUUGUAUCAAUAAAUAUUGUACAUAACAGUUUCAGAUCUAGAGUUUUAUUUUAAGACGUUUGUCGAUCACGAUGUCUCGAGCAUUAUCUUCGAUAUUAUACCGUAAUUUUCUCGUCUUUCUUAGAGAAAGACUAUAAAUUUUUAAAUAUUAUGAUAUCGUAAGGAAUCACUGGAUCUUGUGGAUCGGAACAAAAAUUCUAGAACAUUUGAUGUAGAAGCAGUUUUGUUGCGGUCGUGGCAGCACAACAAACAGUAGAGAUUAGAGAGCGAUGUGUGUGAGAUGGCUUUAUUGUUUAGGCAUUUAUGAAGGCACAAUUAUACAUCAAUUUUUAAUUAGAAUCAUUAUUUGUACAAGAAAAAUUGUCCGGUCCAUGUAUAUCAUUAGAUUAUAACUUCACAGUAAAGCAUCUAACACUGAAUUAUAAAAAAUGUUUUUGAAGUGAAAACUAAUUUAUUCACGUGUGAUUAAAA